AUGCUAUCCGCGCAAGCAAGCCAUGCCUGCCGUGCUGCCCUGGGAUGUUGCCUCGCAAGUUGCUUCUUGCUGCUGCCGGCCUUGCGUCAGAUGUUCUCUCCGGAGGUGCAGCCACUGCUGCCCACGGCUGCAGUGAUGUCACUGUUCUGCUCUGGCAGUUCCCUGGAGGAAACCAGCGUCCUGUGUUUCGAGUCCGUUGUCGGCACGCUGCUUGCAGUUGUGAACGCCGCUGCCAGCCGCAACAUCGCACUUCAGGAAGUGUCAGCCGUGCCUGGACAGACGGUCGUCGGCGCUUCCAUCAUUGCUUCCUCCAUUGCUUUGGUCAUGCUUGCAUGUCUGCUGCCCAUCUCCGAGAACGCCAAGAUGUACACAGUCGGCCUCACCGCUUACUUCGCUAUGGACUGCUUCAGGAAUUCCACCCUACCGAUCAUCACGUUCUGUGUUGAGUACACCAUGGUGAGCCUGCUGGGGUCCUCCUGCACCCUGUUGGCCUACACGCUUCCCCUACCAGGAAUUCAGGACCCCCGAGCAAUGAAGAGCGCGGCUGCUGCUUUCAGCGACGUUGCAGACGGCUGUGCUGAGGUCAUCACCGAAGCCACGGUGGCUUUUUUGGGGACAGGUGCUGGUGAUGCCUGGCGGGCCAUUGCGCAGCAGCGCCUACGUGAGCUUUGGGAGAGGCUGGCGGAGGCUAAGGCCACGGCAGAGUACUGGCCUCUUGCCGCGGCGCAGAUGCUCCACCCCACCGGGCGCCUGCACAUGGCCAGGAGGCGACUGCACCAGGAAGCUGCUUUCGCAUCUGCCGAAGAGACGCUUGACAUUUGCUGUUUGCUUUGCGAACUGGCUGCGAGGCCCCACGGCGCAGAAGCCGGCCUGGAAGCAGAUUUAGUUCGAAGCGCUGCAGAGCCGGCUAUCAUGCGAGUUGCUGAUGGAGCAGCAGCCUUGCUGCGAGACUUCGGCCGCACCAACUUCCAACAGGCAGGGCUCCAGACGACCGGUGCAGGAUGGGCGGCGAACGACGUGCACAGGAAACGGCUCCGCGAGGCGGCAGAGACUGCUUUGAGGAACAGUAGCGCGGCAGCGCAGGAGCUGCUGCUUCUGAAGCAGUUCCAAAGCCGUAGUGAUGCCUCCAAGCUCGAGCGAGGGGAGACGUUUGCCAGCGCACGAUCGGAGAUGGCUUCUUUCCUGUUUCUCGUGCAUGGCCUUGCCGCGGAUUUGCUCAAGCGAGAAGGCUCCAGCGCACAGCGGGCGGAGACCCUGCAGGAGCUAUCGAUGAUGCCCCGUGCCUCGAGGGCACGUUCGUUGUCUGCUGACCUGGCUGAGGACUUCCUGACCUCGAGCCUUUGGGUCGAAAGCAAGGCACUACAGGAGCCUCUGCUGAGCCCAGAGCAGCAACGCUGGCGCAAGAACUGGGGAUACCGAGAAAGAACAUACCAGGCAGUUUCGUCGGCCGUUAGGCUGAGGUGGCGCAUUGCGCUUAAGGUCUCCCUGUCCUACUUUCUCGCAUUGCUCCUGGACUUGCACUACGGCCUGGACAGCGCGCUGGUUUGUACCGUGAGCUACUUGUCCAGCUACGGUUCCCAGUACGCAGGGGGCUCCUUGCGCCGUGCCAUCUCGCGUGGCGUCGGGGUCGCUGCAGGGGCGACGGUGGGAAGUGUUCUGCAGCACCUGUCCAUCUCUGUCGCUGUCUCCAAGCUCACGCAGCUCUGGCUCCUCGCCCCGCUGGCGAUUCACCUCCUUGUGACUCUUUGCUUUAUUGGGUCCUGGACCUUCUGCUGCAUGCUAGUCUACUUUCGAAAAGGUCCCUACGCCUAUGUCGGCUUCGUCGCCGCCUUUACAGCCAUCAAGUUCCUCUCUUGCCUGCCUGGUGAAAGCCUGCAGCUGACUGCGACGGUCGCGUCCACCAUGUAUGCUUGCCUGUUGGCCGUGGUGGUGGAGACGUGCGUCCUGCCCAUAGAUGCUCGUGACUUGAUGCAGGCGCGUGUCGCCUCCAGCCUCGUGGGAGUGGGUGUGGUGUUGCCGGCCCUGGUGACGGCCGAUGAGGCGCGAACCACCUUGGUGAAGCAGACCAUCGACAACGAAGGCUUGCCAGACCUCACGGAGCGCUUAAAGGAAGUGGGGGCCUACGAGCGGUACUUGGAAUGGCGGGAGGGCUACAUGCGCUGGAGACAAGGUCUGCAUUCUGGCGCCAAGGGCGAGGUCACCAAGAAGAUCGAGGUUGCAACGCCCACUUCUGCACCCAAACGGGUGGUGACCUCCUUCCGCCCGCGGGACCAGCCGGCUCUGCCAUCAGACCUGCACCCCUCCGCCGUCGAUCUCACGGCGUCGAUCAAUAGCCAAGUUGACGGCAUCCAACUGACUGUGGAGCCGAGCGCACGGGAUCUGCAGAACGUGGAGAAUGUGCAGAAUGUGCAUGUCAGGGCUGUGGCAGAGAUGCCGGGCUUGGCCGAGUUGCUCGCCAAAGCGAAGGGCGACGACGAUGCCUCGCGCGAGCAGCGAGAGC
Molecule: messenger RNA, 2500 nt
Organism: Symbiodinium sp. CCMP2456
Lineage: Eukaryota; Dinophyceae; Suessiales; Symbiodiniaceae
Source: the annotation of a GenBank genome assembly